Molecule: messenger RNA, 1361 nt
Organism: Hypoxylon trugodes
Lineage: Eukaryota; Fungi; Ascomycota; Sordariomycetes; Xylariales; Hypoxylaceae
Exons: 2
Coding region: 95-1105 (336 amino acids)
Source: RefSeq, a predicted model, not a curated record
ACCGUGGUUUAAGAGGCUCUGGGUGAGGCAAGAAAUUACCCUGGCCUGCGAAGCUAUCAUCAUUUGCGGGAAUGCAGAAAUCCCCUGAACUCUGAUGAAGAACGCUACGAUUUGUCUAGCGCAGAAGCGCAUUCGGCCUAAAUUAGACGACGAAUGCCUUGAAAGAUAUGAGAAAGACUUGGAAAACUUGAGUUCUCUAAUACGUGCGAACGCGGUGAUGUCGAAUGAAGAUGUCAUUGAGCUCACUAGAGAUUCAUUAUGUAUGGACGAUCGCGAUCGAGUAUACGGCAUCCUCGGCAUACUAGCCAAAUACAGUGAUGAACCUCUCGUCUCAAUUGAUUAUAGCUUGAAACCCAAGGAAAUCUAUAAAGACUUCUUCAUUAACUACUUUCGCCUAUACAGAGACCUUUCCUUUUUGAAGUUUUGUGAGAUGGCAUCUCGGCCUAGCUGGGUACCUGACCUCCAAAGUCUAAGAGACAGUUCUUACCCACUCGAAUCUCGGUCAACUCGAUCGACACCAGGUACACUUCGGGUUCUCGAAGGCGAUAAGAUAUCGAUUUCUGGUGUUCACUGUGGCACAAUUCAGAUCUCGUUCUCUUCUGUGCCUUUCUCGUCGUCCGCCACCACUAUUAAAGAAUCAAUUACUACCAUGCUAGCUGAGAUUCUAGGUAACAUAUCAUCUCAAAGCGAGGAAGCCGUGUACGAAAAGUUUAUUAGGGCCUUGUUGCCUUAUGAGCUAAGCAUAACAACUAGCAUGACCGAAUUGAAAACAUUUCUGAAAUCUUGGCAGGAGGAUGUCCCAAGCAACGAACAGAUCGUGUCAUCUCCCGAAGGACAAGUCCUAAACCGUAUCUAUCGUAACAUCCGCGGGCGAUCGUGCCAUUUAACAGAUGAUGGUUCGAUCAUCCUAGGCCCAGGCACGGCUUGCAAUGGGGAUCAUAUCUACGUUAUUCCAGGUUGCGAUAUUCCUCUUGUACUGAGACGAACGGAUGGAAUAGCUUAUCGAAUAAUUGGUACGUGCUACCAUUCGGAGUAUGUGAAUAGGGAGGCUUUAUUAGGGAAACUCCCUAUGGGAUGGGAACCAUCAUACGAACAAGGAGUGUAAUGGUAUGCAAAUGAUGAGCAAAAUAUCAAGACUCUGCGCGAUCCAAGGCUAGGGCCACUGCCUUCGGGUUGGAAGGAGAAGAAGUUUCCAAAUGGGGAAUUUGGUUGGAUAUCAAACCAACAUGGCCAUAACGAUUUAAUAAAUUUUGAUCCGAGAUUAGCGGUCGACGCAUUGCGAGCUAGAGUGUACCUAGGUCGCUCAAGCAAGGGACUAUCGCGAAACUUAUUCGACGCGGCUGUGCCCUCUUUUACUGGCC